Molecule: messenger RNA, 1071 nt
Organism: Fusarium keratoplasticum
Lineage: Eukaryota; Fungi; Ascomycota; Sordariomycetes; Hypocreales; Nectriaceae
Product: CENP-V/GFA domain-containing protein
Exons: 1
Coding region: 1-1071 (356 amino acids)
Molecular function (GO): carbon-sulfur lyase activity
Source: RefSeq, a predicted model, not a curated record
AUGACAGAGUCCAGCAACACCAAGACCCUUGAGGCCAAGUGCUUCUGUGGAUCUGUCCACUUCAAAGUCGACGUGCCUGUGUCCUCUCUGCCGUUUCUUACCCAUCUCUGCCAUUGCAGCCUUUGCAGAUAUGCCUCAGGAGCACCAUGCAUCUUUCAUGCGGCGCUACCCCCGGACGUCAUCCCCAAGUUCGUGGCACCAUCGUCGGAGAAGAACAUGACGGGUCUCCUCAUCGGAAACGGGAUUGGGACUUGGAACUUUUGUUCAACCUGCGGCUGCCACAUUGCCUGCAUUGCGGUCGACAAGAGGACCUGGACGCCCUCCACCUCCAUCUUUAUCGACGGUUCUGAGUACUUUCACAUCCGCAAGCACAUCUAUAGCAAGUCGACAAAGGAUGGUGGCAUUGCGCAGGCGUUGACGCACACGAGGGGCCAAGAUUUUAUCGACUGGAACCCCCCUGAUGACAGGCCGGAUGCAAAGAUCGUCGAAUCACGCCCCGAGGUUGGUGAGGAUGGAAAGGAACGUCUUCGCGUCGAGUGCGGGUGCAAGGGUGUUUCCUUCACGAUCCCUCGACCAAGCCAGGAGGUUAUCGACGACGAGUACAUGUCCCAGUUCGUAUCUCACAGGGACAAGUCGAAAUGGCAUGCCACGUUUGAUGCGUGUGACGACUGCCGCCUCGUCAAUGGGACUCAUGUCGUGGGAUGGACCUUUAUCCCCCUUUCGGUGUGUGAGCCUCCCAUCAAGGAUGACCUCCUCAUCGGCACGGCAAAGACCUUCAAGUCGUCAGAUGAAGUCUUGAGAUCCUUCUGUGGCACCUGUGGAGCGACAAUUUUCUUCUCCCACAGUGAUCGACGACCGGGAACCAAGCAGCACAUCGUCGACUUGGCGACGGGUAUCCUGAGAGCCCCCGAGGGCGUCAUGGCAGAGAACUGGCUCACUUGGCGAGGAAGGCUGGCAUGGUAUGACAGCGGCAAGAAAUACGAUAAAGAAUUUACAGAGUCGCUGCAGGAGGGAAUGAACAAGAUGGUGUUGGAUAGACACGGCGUGGUUGAUGAUUACAGUAUCGGUUGA